Messenger RNA from Marchantia polymorpha subsp. ruderalis, 2212 nucleotides. The record is from the annotation of a GenBank genome assembly. NCBI's taxonomy places the organism in Eukaryota, Viridiplantae, Streptophyta, Marchantiopsida, Marchantiales, Marchantiaceae.
GAGACUGGAGGGCUUUUGGCCCAGGAGGUGGAUUUAGACGAAGCAGGGGAGCGAGCACGAGAAUGCAUCUGCUCCAGGGUACGUUUCUGCCGUUGCCUUCUCCUCUCACGGUGCGGUCGACCGACGACGAUGUGGUUCGUAGUUCCCGUUCGAUCUUCUCAGAGAUCGAGAUACUGUAGGCUCUGGGUUUUUCUGAGAGGAGCAGGAAUUCUUGGAUUUGACAAGGGACGGAUUUUGUCUCUGUGCGUUUGUGAUUGCUCCCUGUGAAUUUGAUUGUGAUCUAUGAAUGUGUAAGCAUCACACAGAAACUCCGCCGUUUGGUAGAGGGUAGAGGUUGCCUGCACUGGAGGAAAUGUCGAAGCAGCAUUGGAUGCAGGUUGGAAAAGCCUUGUUAAGCACUUACGCCAUCGUUGGUGCGGCAUGGUGGUGGGAUGAGGCUUCUCCUUUGGGUUGGUGGACUUUGAAGCCUCGAACUAAGGAAGAGAAGGAAAUGGCCCACCUGUAUCAACGUAGGGAUUUCCCAUACCCAGGAGACGAAGAGGCUGUAAAAGAAUUUGUUGCCAAAGGAGGAACGUACGGGACCACUAUUGGAACUCAAGCUGCCAUGCAAAGUGCUGGUGAUGAUCUCAUAUCUGACCUACAGCGGGAAAAGUUCGAAAGGGAGGCACAAAAGCUUUGGCUUAGAAUGCGGCACGAAGUUCUACGAGAGUUUGAGGAAAGAGGUUACGACCCUACUGGUGGGAGAGAGAAUGUUGCUCCAUUGGAAACCUAGACUGGAUGGUCUAUGAUGAGAUUUUUAAUACGAAAUCGGGAAGACCUUGAUGGUAUUCAGAAAGGGUCUGUCUGCAUGUACACAUAACAUGAAGCACCUGAGAAGCGGUUGAUCUUAUUGUUGAGCAGAUGAACUGGCAGCAUUGUGGAGGUCAAAACCUCCACGAUGCUGCCAUCUCAAACGUUCAGAUAUCGAACAAACGCAGUGAUUGCAGUAAUCGUGCUGAAAUACUCUCACCAGGGUUCUUCAUGGGAAACCAACAGUUACAGUCUUGGAGAACAGGAAAUUUGUCUCAGUAACCGGAAGAAGGCCCAGGGUCUCCUUAACAGUAUUAGUCAGUUUGCAUGCUUCUGACGUGUUUCGUUCUUGGAGGAGCACUGCUUCCAUCGACUGAGGUGGCUGUCAAAACGCUUCUUUGAGAUUCUCCCAGAGGUGUGACGCAAAUAUUGUUGUCUUUAGCCCUACUUCUUCAAACAGCUUAAACAAGGUCCAUGCACCCAAGGGAUUGCGCACUGGCUGAUAAAAAGCUACACUCUCGAUGAGGCUUUUCCAAAUUUUUCUGCUGUCCUGCUGCUCUGUUGAAUGUUAGUGGGGUCGUUAGGAGGGUGUGGAAGCAACGCCAUUCCCUGCUGUAUGCAGCUGUACACUGUAUAGUUAGUGGAUGGUACAUUGUUAUGGAACUUUUUACGAAGGCUGUUUCUUCCUGGAAGUUUUCUUCUAAACAGGGUCACAUAGGUAGACACAUCGGAGGAGCAGAACAAUUUUGAUCGAAGCAGCUGUAGGAGUCCAGAAUCUAUGGAGGCUGAUGUGGGAAGUAGAUGUGGAAUUUGCUAGCAAGAAGCACUUGAUAGAAAAUGUGACUCUUUAUCACCCUUUUAUGACUAGGCCACCAGUAUCUGAAGUAGAUGCAAGUGUAAUGUUGGGCGCUCUUUACGUCAGUUCUUGACCAAAAGAGGAUAAUGUAAGUGCAAGUCUCGUCGCGGGACUGCUUCUCAGCAGUCCUUCUAUAAUCGCCAUGGUGGUGAAAUUUAAUCAUUUUCCACUGAAGAGGACGUGGAGCUUGUACCGACAAAGUGGACGAAGACGUCACAGGCCUAUCUUGGACCCAAGAUCACGCGUGAGUUCUCAAACGUUGGUAACGAGUUCCAUAUUGGCCCUUUCCUCUUCAAUCAUCGUAGCGUCUCUAUACAUCUGACAAUUCAAUUAGUUGCUCGUCUCGAUUGUACACAUUUGGUUCAAGUUUUGCGCAUGUGAUAUUACUUUCUGGAGGUUAGUUGUUUAGGUUGCACAGUAGAGAAGUUGGGUAAAAUGGAAUUUUAUCAUAGACCACUUUCAGCCCCUCAUGGAUACAAUCUCCGCUACUUUGUACCCAAUGUUCCCGUGGUUUUGCACCUUUUUCCAAGUAAGGUCUGUUCAAAAUUGCGUAUGGACUGUCACUCC